CCUGUAAUCAACCAACCAACCACAAUGCCACCAAAGAAGGGAGCAAAGAAACGGACAGGAUCCCAUUCAUCCACUUCCGCUUCCGCAUCAGCUGUCGAGGUAACUGCAUCAGCAACUAAUGGCGCCGUGAAGGCCGCCAAGGAAGAAAAAACCGUGCUGUUGAAGAAUGCCGAUAGCGCAAAGAAGAAGUCGGAUUUUCUGACGAGGACAUUAUGGACUUUUAUCAUGAUCGCACUCUUCUUCACCGUCCUCGGCGCGGGCCACCUCUGGAUCAUCGGCCUCGUCGUCCUCGUCCAGGUCAUGGUCUUCAAGGAGGUCAUCUCCAUCGCAUCUGUUCCCUCCGAGGAGAAAAAGCUCCCAUUUUUCAGAACACUGAAUUGGUACUUCUUCUUCGUUGCGCUCUAUUUCUUCUAUGGAGAGAGUGUGAUUUACUACUUCAAGCAUAUCGUGUUGGUUGAUGCGUAUAUUUUGCCAUUGGCGACGCAUCAUAGGUUUAUCUCGUUUGUGUUGUAUGUUAUGGGAUUCGUGUUCUUUGUCAUGAACUUGGAGAAGGGACACUACAAGUUCCAGUUUACCCAGUUCUGCUGGACCCACAUGGUCCUCCUCCUCGUCGUCGUCCAGUCCCACUUUAUCACCAACAACAUCCUCGAAGGUCUCAUCUGGUUCUUCGUUCCCGUCGCUUUCGUGAUUUGUAACGACACCUUUGCCUACGUCUGUGGAUUCCUCUGGGGCCGCACGCAGCUCAUUGCCGUUUCCCCGAAGAAGACCGUUGAGGGAUUCGUCGGUGGAUGGAUCUGUACGGUUAUUAUCGGCUUGGGAUUGGCGAAUUGGUUGAUGAGGUACAAGUACAUGAUCUGUCCUGUCAGGGAACUUGGUGUCUCCAUGUUCUCCGGCGUCGACUGUACCCCCAACCCCGUCUUCCUCCCCCACACCUUCUCUCUCGAACCCCUCUCCUCCCUCAUGCCCCUCCUCCCCUCCAGCAUAAUCUUCGCGCCCGUCCAAUUUCACUUCCUCAUCUUCGCGACCUUCGCCUCCCUUAUCGCCCCCUUCGGCGGCUUCUUCGCCUCCGGCCUCAAACGUGCCUUCUCAAUCAAAGAUUUCGGAGACUCUAUCCCCGGCCACGGCGGUAUGACCGACCGUAUGGAUUGCCAGUUCAUGAUGGGAUUCUUUUCGUAUAUGUACUACCAGAGCUUCAUUGCGCAGCAUCAGGUUGCAUUGGGGAAGGUGCUUGAGAGUGCGAUCACGAGUUUGUCGGCGGAGGAGCAGGUUGAGUUGGUGAAGGGGUUGCAUAAAUAUUUGAUUGGGCAGGGGAGACUUGGUGAGGGUGCGUUGGAAUGUUUGGCUCAGUAUGGGCUGUGACGUAUCAAGCUUCUUGACCAAGGGGAAUGGAAGAGUAUGAUUACAGGAAGG
Saitoella complicata NRRL Y-17804 is the source of this 1410-nucleotide messenger RNA. Its product is annotated as phosphatidate cytidylyltransferase. The record is from RefSeq and is a predicted model, not a curated record. Bases 25 to 1359 code for a protein of 444 amino acids. Gene Ontology annotation, molecular function: phosphatidate cytidylyltransferase activity. Gene Ontology annotation, cellular component: endoplasmic reticulum membrane. The transcript has 3 exons. NCBI's taxonomy places the organism in Eukaryota, Fungi, Ascomycota, Saitoellomycetes, Saitoellales, Saitoellaceae.